AUGGAGCGCUACAGCGUGUUGGGCGACAAUUUACUGUUAAAUGAGCUAACGUGGCCGGAGAUUGAAGCGAUAUAUUUUGUUGAAUCAGAGCCUGUCCCCAGACGCAACAUUGGGCAGCACGGAUUUGUAGAUGUUCCGAACAUGGACGAGUGGACGUUCAAAAGGAGCUUUAGAUUUGAAAAAAUGGAUUUAGAAGAUCUGGUGGCAGCUCUAAAAAUUCCAGCCGAGGUGAAAAGCGCCCAGCGAGUGAGGGUUCCGGGGUACGAGGCGCUGUGCAUGACCCUGCGAAGGCUGGCGUACCCCAAUCGCCUUUGCGAUUUAGAAAGAACGUUCGGUCGGCACAGCUCGGUCAUUUCGAGCGUAGUAAGCACUGUCAUGGCGCAUAUAGAAUACCAGUUUGGACAUCUGCUAUCAGACCUGACGAACCACAAGUGGCUUGACGUGCCCUGCCUCAAGAAGCUCUCCGAGGCGGUGCAUGCGAGAGGUGCGCCGUUAAAGAACUGCUGGGGCUUCAUCGACGGCACUGCCCGACAUAUCUGCCGGCCGUCGGUGGGGCAACAGGAGCAUUUCUCCGGACACAAGCGGCACCACAUGCAGAACUAUCAAGCACUGAUGUCUGCCAACGGCAUCAUCUGCCAAUUAGAUGGCCCUUUUAAUGGGCGACGACAUGACGCAGGUAUCCUCAAAGACACCGCCCUUUAUGACAACUUGCAAGCCAUCAACCACGGUGAAAGAUACGUCAUCUACGGGGACCCAGCGUACCCACUGCGGCCUCUCCUUCUCAAGCCAUUUGGAGGCUCCCGCCUGCUGCCGCACGAAGCUCUCUUUAACAAGAGGAUGAGUACAGUCCGCCAGGCGGUCGAGUGGGGGUUUGGGAAGGUGGCCGCAGAUUUUGCUUUUGUGGAUUUCCACAAGAACCACAAAAUGUCGCGUCAAAGACUUGGGCGCAUGUAUAAGGUUGCCACCCUACUGUCAAAUUGUCACACAUGCCUAUACGGCAGUCAAGUGUCUAAUUUCUUUGAGGUCGAGGCACCCGCCCUUGAUGUUUACCUUGUGCCCCUUUCCCUUGAUUCGUAA
This is a messenger RNA of Ixodes scapularis (black-legged tick), 1077 nucleotides long. Its product is annotated as protein ALP1-like. The record is from RefSeq and is a predicted model, not a curated record. The coding region runs from base 1 to 1077 and encodes 358 amino acids. The transcript is spliced from 3 exons. NCBI's taxonomy places the organism in Eukaryota, Metazoa, Arthropoda, Arachnida, Ixodida, Ixodidae.